AUGUCUCAUAAUAAAUUUGCGUUCCAAUCAUCCUCUUGGGCUAAAUGUCGUUUUCGAGUUAUUGAACUCAUUCACUCUUGGCGACAGUCCGAUGAUCCGAAGUUGGCGCAUUUACUGUCGGUGAUUCGUGAAGGUCAGUGUCCAGAAUGGGCUGUGAAAAGAUUACGAUCUCGUUUGGUUUCCGAACUAGCUGAUCAUCAAAAUAAACCCAAAAUUAUCGCAACACGUUUAUGUACUCAUCGUGCAGACGCUGAGGCUUGGAAUCAACGCAAGUUAGAUGAACUACCAGGCUCAUGUAAAGUUUAUCGAUCUCAAGAUAAAGGAAUUGGAAAAGGUAUUUCAAAUACAAUGGAUUCAUCUUGUCCGGCUCCUUCUGUGCUGAAUUUAAAAGUUGGUGCUCAAGUCAUGCUCCUAAGAAACUUGGACACCAGCCGUGGACUUGUCAACGGUGCCCGAGGCAUAGUUGAAAAGAUACACAGUGAUACUGGUCUUCCUGAAGUUCGAUUUCAUUCUGUAAGACCGUGUGGAUCUAAUGGAAUCUUACAUGUUGUACAAAUUGAAAAGUGGACUAUUCGUGGAGUUAAUGCAGAGGAAAUUGCAAGUCGACGUCAAUUACCAUUAACUCUGGCCUGGGCAAUAUCCAUUCAUAAAAGUCAGGGAAUAACGUUGGAAUAUGCAGAAUUAGCUCUGUCAAAGGUAUUUGAAUGUGGACAAGCCUAUGUAGCGCUUAGUCGGUGUCGUAAUUUAAGUGGUUUGUAUUUACUCGAUUGGCGCCCUGAAGUGAUUCGUGCGGAUCCUAAUGUGAUUAAAUUUUAUGCCAAAAUCAGAGAGACCAAUGAUAAAAUUAAAAACCAGAUCAUGUGCUAAUAUUUUUAUUAUUUUCUUUUUUUUCACUUUCUAAAAACAAAUAUCUUAAAUUAAUGCAUUUAAAUCCCUAUUUUAUCAAUGAAAUGCAUAUUUAAAAACGAAUAAAUUUUAUAUUGAACA
Messenger RNA from Schistosoma turkestanicum, 987 nucleotides. The record is from the annotation of a GenBank genome assembly. NCBI's taxonomy places the organism in Eukaryota, Metazoa, Platyhelminthes, Trematoda, Strigeidida, Schistosomatidae.